GUGCUCCCCAUCCCGGACUCGGCCACCGAGCUCGGCUUCCACCGCACCACCAAGACCAUCGCGCUCGGACCCACCACCGUCGGCUAGGUGGAUCUCUGGAGGGGCAUCCUCUUCUGCGACGUGCUUGAUCAAAGUCCCGUGCUCCGGGACAUGCCGCUGCCCAAGCCUGCUAGGUGCAACAGGGGCUACUUCUGCAGAGGAGGCUCCAGUGGCCAUCGGGACAUCACCGUCAUCAAGCUCCCAGACCAAUCGCACCUUAUCAAGUAUGUCGAGAUGGGAAGAAGAACUCGUCCUGCCAACAAUGUGAUCCCAUCAUCUUCAUCUCCACGGCAGCAGGUGCACCACUCCAGCUCUGAUGACGACGACGACAGCAGCGGCGGCGGCGGCGGCGACUAUGUCCGUGACUACUGGACAGCCACCAUCUGGACUAUGCCCGUGCCGAUUGCUUCAUGGAAGGAUUGCACAAUCGAUGCCGGAAACAUGGUCAUUGACAACCCAAGGCAUCGUGAGCUGCUUCUGGCGCUGCCAGGGCUGACCGUUGAUCCACAGGAGGCAGCGGCGGUGACCUUGAGUAGACUGGUCACUUCUCAUCCCACCUUGGGCUUGGGGCUUGGCUUGGAUGGUCAUGUCACCGUUUACUUCCUGACCAAGGUGUAUUGCAAUGCCCGUGAGGGAUGGAUCAUUGUUGUUGGCACCAAGGACAAUAAGCUGCAAGGUAUCGCCAGGCUUGAUGAAAGGAAAAACUUUUCCUUUAGACGCCACUACCGUCCUACUGAAAUAUCCAAAUAUCUGACCAAGGCUUAUAACUUUUUCUUCAUCUACGCAAUGCUGCUUAUAACUCUUUAUUCGGGCAAUAUGUAUCUCAGCACAUGCAUGUGACAGACUUAUUAUAUACUCCAUCCGUUCUAAAA
Molecule: messenger RNA, 911 nt
Organism: Panicum virgatum (switchgrass)
Lineage: Eukaryota; Viridiplantae; Streptophyta; Magnoliopsida; Poales; Poaceae
Exons: 2
Coding region: 151-879 (242 amino acids)
Source: RefSeq, a predicted model, not a curated record